Messenger RNA from Neurospora tetraspora, 315 nucleotides. RefSeq lists its product as uncharacterized. The record is from RefSeq and is a predicted model, not a curated record. The transcript has 3 exons. NCBI's taxonomy places the organism in Eukaryota, Fungi, Ascomycota, Sordariomycetes, Sordariales, Sordariaceae. Bases 1 to 315 code for a protein of 104 amino acids.
AUGACUCCCCUCACAUGUUCAGCUGUGGGUGGUGGAAAAGCAGGUUUCGUCUGGGUCACUCUCGGCCCCAGUCUUCUGGGGUUGUUGCUCGGUCUCGGAGCAUUUGAAUGGCUUCCUUACCACGUGGGGUUUGAAAUGGGUUAUGUUAGUCUGACCCAGGCUCGCGAGAGAUGGAACCGGAGCGUCACCUCCAGCGGCCCCUCCAACCUCCCUCAUCACCUUCAUCAGAGAUCACAGCGCAAAUCGCCGAGUCGCUUAGUUUCAUCGGCGACCUUGGGUGGUGAUGAUAGCUUUCGCGCGUUCUGGUGUGGUUGA